CAACGCACCACGAUGAACGCGCACGCCCUCCUCACCUCGCAAGGCUGGCGCGGCUCCGGCCACUCGCUGCACGCGCACAGCGACUCGAUCGGGCUCGCGCGCCCGCUGCUGGUGUCGCAGAAGCAGAAUACGCUUGGUGUGGGGAAGAAGCAGCAUCGGACGAGCGAUAUGUGGUGGAUGAAUGCGUUUGAUAAGUCGUUGCAGGGGCUGGAUACGAGUAAGGAGGGGCAGGUGGUGCAGACGGUUACGGGGGGAGGGUUGGAUAUGGUGAAAAGGGGGGGUGGGAAGUAUGUGGGGACGGGGGGCUUGUAUGCUUGUUUUGUGAGGGGGGAGACGUUGGUGGGGAGUGUGAAGGAGGUGGUUGAGGUGGAGGCUAUGGGAGAGGAGACGGUGGAUAAGAAGGCGGAGAAGAAGAGGAGGAAGGAGGGGGAAACGAAGGAGGAGAGAAGAGAGAGAAAGCUGGAGAAGAGGGCGAAGAGGGCGGCUAAGUCGAGCGCGAAGUCGAGCGCGAAUGAAUCGUCGAAUACCCCUUCCGACGAAAGCGAUUCCGUAGAGACGAAAGCACAGCGAAAAGAACGGAGGCGGCUAAAGAAAGCAUCCAAAGCCGAAGCCGCCGCGUCCCAAGACUCCUCCGAUACGCCCUCCUCAAAAGACGACAAGAAGAAGAAGAAGCGGAAAGACUAGACAUUCGUCCUGUCUACCCUUUUGGAAUUUAAUGUUUUACGGCGGCACUCGAGCAGCAUCAGCGAAUCAUUGCAGGCGUUUCGGCGACGGGGGUUGUUAUUGGGCACAUAUAGACACAGCAAGGUGGUCGGUGGAUUGGAUGGAUAGAGAUGAAUAUGUAUGAAUUUCACGGCUCGCGUUUUAUCUUGCCGGGGCGAUUAGAUAAUAUCCAGGGCCUCUGUUCCCAAAAGUCAUCCUUUAUGAAAUCAACAUGCUGAACGACGACCUUUGCCUUCUG
This is a messenger RNA of Pseudogymnoascus verrucosus, 961 nucleotides long. RefSeq lists its product as uncharacterized. The transcript has a single exon. Lineage: Eukaryota; Fungi; Ascomycota; Leotiomycetes; Thelebolales; Thelebolaceae. The record is from RefSeq and is a predicted model, not a curated record. Bases 13 to 684 code for a protein of 223 amino acids.